AUGUCCUCCAAUCAUCACCUCACAAAACCCCACAAUCUUGGGUCCCUCUUCCGCCUACCACUCUCACUCUACACCCGGCCCAUUUAUAUACGGCUUCCACCCCUCAAACUCUCAAAGUUCAGCAGAAAACACCCCUCCGACAACCGUCAACCACCGUCUCAUUCAUACAUCAGAACAUCUAUAACACCAUGGAGAUAAGCCAGCUCCGCCACCUUAACCCCAUCUAAAACAAUUAGCUAGCCUCCCAUCGAUAGAGAGAUAAAAGGAAAGAAAGAUAAAUGGAAGAUUUUACCGAUUAUCGUCACGGCAGCAGUGGUGGCCGGAAUAUAAUCUUUGGGAAGUACGAGAUGGGGAGGUUGUUGGGACAAGGGACGUUCGCAAAGGUGUACUAUGCUAAAGAUCUUGUUACUUCCGAAAGUGUAGCGAUUAAAGUCAUCAAGAAAGAUCAAGUUCGAAAAGAAGGUUUAAUGGAGCAGAUCACUCGUGAAAUCUCCAUCAUGCGGCUUGUUCGACACCCAAAUGUCGUUGAAUUAAAAGAAGUUAUGGCGACCAAACGGAAAAUCUUUUUCGUUAUGGAGUACGUCACCGGCGGCGAACUUUUUGCUAAGGUUUUGAAAGGGAAAUUGAAAGAAGAUGUAGCGAGGAAGUAUUUUCAGCAAUUGAUUAGCGCCGUCGAUUUCUGCCAUAGCCGUGGUGUCUCCCACCGUGAUCUGAAGCCGGAGAAUUUACUGUUGGAUGAAAAUGGUGAUCUGAAAGUAACAGAUUUUGGGUUGUCGGCGUUGCCGGAGCAGUUAACGAACGACGGGUUGCUUCAUACACAGUGUGGAACACCGGCUUAUGUUGCACCGGAAGUUCUCCGGCGAAAAGGGUACGACGGCGCCAAGGCGGAUAUUUGGUCUUGUGGGGUGAUUUUAUAUGUUUUAUUAGCCGGGUUUCUUCCAUUUCAAGAUGAAAAUAUCAUGCGCAUGUAUAAAAAGAUCUUCAAAGCCGAAUACGAAUGUCCGCCGUGGUUUUCCGCCGACACACGGCGGUUGAUUUCCAAAAUAUUAAUUGUGGAUCCGUCGCGUAGAAUCACAAUUCCGGCGAUCAUGCGAUUACCAUGGUUCUUGAAAGGAUUUCAAAGACCACUUGCGUUUUCAAUCAAAGAAACCGAAGAUCAGGGAACAGAAACAGAACAACUCCCAAAAUUGAAAUCAUCGCCGCCGUUCUACAACGCUUUCGAGUUCAUUUCAUCAAUGUCUUCCGGGUUCGAUUUAUCAAACAUGUUCGAGAGUAAACGAAAAUCAGGAUCUUUAUUCACGUCAAGAUACUCUGCUUCCGCCAUUCUCAACAAACUCGAUUCAGCUGCUAAGAAACUGAACUUCAAGAUUUUGAAUUCAAAGCAAAACGAGUACAAAAUAAAGAUGCAGGGGAUCUCCGAGGGUCGAAAAGGGAAGUUGUCGGUGACGGCGGAGGUGUUCGAGGUGGCGCCGGAGGUUUCUGUGGUGGAGUUUUCGAAGUCAGCCGGUGAUACACUCGAAUACAAAAAAUUCUGUGAAGAGGACGUUAGACCUGCCCUACACGACAUCGUUUGGAAGUGGCAAGGCGAAGAUAACAAUACCUAGUUAACCGUAGAACAAACAAGCGCUUAAUUAUUAGUUAUUUCCCGCAUGUACAAACACGCUUUUUUUCGGGUUUUUACUAUUAGAGUAACUAUACAAUGAUACAACUUCUAAGUUCUAAA
Lactuca sativa (garden lettuce) is the source of this 1723-nucleotide messenger RNA. RefSeq names its product CBL-interacting protein kinase 5 (gene CIPK5). The record is from RefSeq and is a predicted model, not a curated record. Gene Ontology annotation, molecular function: protein serine/threonine kinase activity; ATP binding. Gene Ontology annotation, biological process: signal transduction; protein phosphorylation. Lineage: Eukaryota; Viridiplantae; Streptophyta; Magnoliopsida; Asterales; Asteraceae.